AUGCCAAAUAUUGGGUAUUCUCCCAAAGUAAAGUCACUGAGACUAACACCGUACUUGUCAUCAGUCGUAUCUCACGAUCCUACGGAAAUUAUUGAUUUCAUCACUCAAAAGGAGAAGCGCAAUUAUAGAAUUGGGAUAGCAUUACUAGUUGUAUCUAUUGUUACAUGGAUUACCGGGUUAGAGUUGGUGAGUGGCGUAUUGAAAACUAGCGAGUAUAAGAAACAGUGGUUUUUUGCUGCUAUCAGUGGGUCUUGUUAUAUGGUGAACUUUAUACCGGAUCUAUUCCUAUUCUUGGCGAAAAAGGUAUUUGUCAAGAAUGAAAUCGAGGGGGUAAAUCAGCCCUUGAUGAGUGAUAGAGAUGAUAUACAAGUAGAGAAGGAUGAAGGUGUGUUGGCGGUGGAAAUGACAAAAGGCGAAGUUUCGAAACUCGCUUUACAAGUUGCAAUAAUCUAUUACUUGUACAACUUGUUCCUUAUGGAGGCAUUAAAAUAUACUUCAGCGUCAAAUCAAACAAUCAUAGGAUCAACUACUACGGUUUUCACCCUUAUAAUGGGGUAUUUCCUUAAUAUUGAGAAACUCUCUUUGAAAAAGGUUGUUUGUGUUAUGUUGAGUUGUAUUGGUGUGUUCUUGGUCAAUUUCGGUAGUGACCAAAAGAGUGGUGAUGGUGGUGGUGGCGGAAAAUUCGAGCCCAAGAACCCAAAGUUGGGCAACACUUUUGCUCUUGCAGGCGCAUUUUUAUAUGCAUGUUACUUAUUGCUUAUGAGAUUGAAAUGUGGCAGUAGUGGGGGCAAGACAACCAAUGAAAGACGAUUAUUUGGAUACGUGGGACUAAUCACUUUGAUUUUGAGUGUCCCUUUGUUGUACAUUGUUGACUUUUUCGAUAUCGAAAAGUUUGAACUCCCACCAAAGGGAAAUAGAGCAGUAUUCUUUAACGUCUUUGUCAAUGCUGUGUUUUCGGCCAUUUCUGACUUUACAGCAAUCUUGGCCAUGUUGUUAACUAGCCCACUUGUUGUAUCAUUAACGUUGACGUGUGCUGUUCCAAUAACUAUAUUUGUCGACUAUAUGAUAUUGUUAUGGGCAAAUGAACCAAUCCAUAAUGUAAGUUAUGGUUACGUCUUGGGGUUGGUGUGUACUAUAGGCGCUGUUAUACUGAUCAAUUUUAGUGGAGAAGUGGAUAAGGAGUUGAUCGACGAUGUGAUUGAAAAUACCUUGGAAAACGCAGUAAUUCAUGAUCAAAUGUUAUCACCUGUAUUAUCGCCAUUAUUGGUUAGACCAUCAUUAUCAAGUAAGGCAUUGUCGAUCAAAUCUCCUUUGAAACAAAAACAAACCGUAUCACCUAAUUUAAGUAUGAAGUUUCAAAUCCCUUUUGUGCCAAUGUAUAACUUGAACGAAAACGAUGAAAGUCCUCCCACACAUAAUCUUAACCAUCAUCCAGAAUUAUAUGGUGUUUCACUGAAGGAUUCUUCUGCAAGGUUACCCAAUCUCAUUAUCACUGCUGGUCCAAACCAUACUUAUCUGAUUGACCAUGCACCAAUUGAAGAAGAUGAUGAUUUCAUAGAUGUAUAG
Messenger RNA from Lodderomyces oxycetoniae, 1566 nucleotides. RefSeq lists its product as uncharacterized. The record is from RefSeq and is a predicted model, not a curated record. Gene Ontology annotation, cellular component: fungal-type vacuole membrane. Lineage: Eukaryota; Fungi; Ascomycota; Pichiomycetes; Serinales; Debaryomycetaceae. The transcript has a single exon. Bases 1 to 1566 code for a protein of 521 amino acids.